This is a messenger RNA of Colletotrichum siamense, 1848 nucleotides long. RefSeq lists its product as uncharacterized. The coding region runs from base 1 to 1848 and encodes 615 amino acids. The record is from RefSeq and is a predicted model, not a curated record. NCBI's taxonomy places the organism in Eukaryota, Fungi, Ascomycota, Sordariomycetes, Glomerellales, Glomerellaceae. The transcript is spliced from 5 exons.
AUGGCGCUUUUCAAUAUCGGCACACUGACAGUUACGAUGCUGUUCCUUCUGGGCAUUUAUUGGGUCGCGUUGGCAAAAACCAAGAACUUUAUGCAAUCCUGGCGGUUUUUCUCGGCGGACUGCGGAAGGACGACCGUUACCAACACGAUGCUGCACCUGCUGAUCAACAUUUUUUCGACUCUGGUGCUCGCAUCCUCAAACUUCUUCAUGCAAGUUCUGAACGCACCAACCAGAUCGGAAGCAGAUACUGCUCACGCUCAGGUCCCUAUUCAUAUGAUGUUCAAUAGUUCUGUGUUCAAGAUCGACAAACGGAUGGGGGAUUUUCAUGUAACAGUCGCCUCCAACGCAUUCAUCGAGGGCGGCUCCUACUUUCUCCCAGGAGCAAGCAUGAUCAUAAGCAACACCACAACCAAUGGCAAUCUUGGCGACACGGCCCUCCUGCCAACCUUUCAAGAUCUCGUCAUCAACAAUGUUUCACAAUAUGCACUCAAUGUGUCGCAAGCAGCUGCUAUAGGUUCGGAAUGGGAGAAACUCGAGCCAGCAGACUGUGGAGGGCUCUUCAACAUAUCAACAUGUACCGGCUUGACCAACUUUCGCAAUCUCGUCAUAGUCUUGAAGGGCUCUGGAUGGAAAAGAUCUGAAACUUGGAACCUCUCGGCGAAUAAUGACGAGAUGUGGCAACCGAUCUUGCCUCGAGACGAGUUCAAUACCCUAUGGUACAGUGCACAAUGCGCUAUGAGUGGUACCCUUACAGGUGACGGUUUUGCCAGUUGCCUCACGAACUGCGAAAAGUUCUUCAAAUGGAAAAAAUGGGAAGAAGAUGAAAGCCGAGUCUCUAUCCUUGUUCAAGACUGGUACCGUUCGCAACCGGUUCCAGAUUACCAUGGCUUUGAGCUAGAUCACUGCCGGGCGGAGCCAAGAAACACAACCUGCAGCGUCGCUCUCGCCAAGCCGCUUCUUCUCAUUGUCCUCAUCUCAAUCUUCAUGAAGAUUCUCACCUGUAUGGUUGUAAUAAAGUGGAAUAACGCGGAGAAUGCCAUAGUCAUGGCUCCUAUCGGGGGUGCGAAUAUUCAUUUCCUCACUACCUUGGUGGCCAACAUCCCGCAACUGUAUCUUUCGUCUAACUAUUAUGUGAUUAACUCAUUGAUCACCCAAAUGGAGAUGGAGUGGGAGUUGAGUGAAUUCUCAACCAAGCAUCGCCCGUUGCGGGUCACGAAACCCAAGGGCCAACAAACAUCUACAUACCGCCUUCAAUUGCCAUAUAAGCUUAGCGUUCCUCUGAUGGUCUCCAGCGUCUUAAUGCAUUGGUUGCUUUCGAAUGCGCUCUUCAUGGUGGUUUCACAGGGCACCUACUAUGUUCUUGGCCCCUCCGACUAUAUAGUCGAUCCUGACAGUCUUCCGAGAGAUGCUGCAAUAAAUCUCGGUAGCUCGAGAGCGCACACGCUUGCAUUAUUCCUCGUUGGUAUCUUGAUGAUGAUCUGCCCAACGAUUCUAUCGAGACAGAAGCUGCCAGGGCAGAUGCCAGUCGUUGGCUCCAACUCAAUGGCGAUUGCGGCUGCCUGUCGCGUCUCUCCGCUGGCUCAAGUGCCCCCGGAUUCCCAUGAAGAGAACAAUAUGCAAGAGACCGAGCUUGCAGAGCUUACAGGCGAAUAUGUUGAAGCCGCAAAUGGGUCAGACAAUCAAAAAAAGAUGAUAUACUACCCUCUCAAAUGGGGCGAGGUCAAGAUGCCCAAAGACUGGUCCAAACACCCGACAGACGGUCAGGAACCGGAGGAGGUAGGCCAUCUCAGUUUUGGCACUGUCCUCGACUGCCCCAGCCCUCCGAAGGAUGGCCGCCUCUAUGUGUGA